AUGGAGACGGCGGCGCGCCUGAGGAAGGGCCUCUCGCAGCAGUUCUCGGCCGGAUCCGCGAGGAAAAACGAGAGGUACAACCUCCGGCCGCAGACGUCCCUCGACCGGAGGAAUAGCAUGAAUGCCUCGCGCUUUACCCUUGGGCGACAGUCAUCGCUCGAUCCCAAUCAUAGGAGCUCCGUCAGGGAAGAGCUGACAGUCCCCGAGAAUCUGGACUUCACGAUGCAACUUCUGUUCAUGUCUUGCAAGGGAGAUGUCAAGGGAGUGGAGGACUUGCUGAAUGAAGGCGCCGAUGUCAAUAGUAUUGAUCUGGACGGGCGGACUGCUCUACAUAUUGCCGCCUGUGAAGGGCAUAUUGAAGUUGUGAAGCUGUUACUGAGUCGAAAGGCAAACAUCGACGCAAGAGACCGCUGGGGUAGCACGGUGAGUUUUCACUUCAUGCUCAUCUAUACUUCCUUUUAAAGACGAGAUGUCAUUUCUUUAUUUUCAUUGCCGAAACAAAUGUAUCGGGUCAUACUGAACACCUGUAUAUAACCAUAGUAGACUCAUCACAAAUUCACUCAGAUUUUGGUAGGAUCAUUUGGUUAAGGAAGCUUCCCGCUUUAUUGACCUUCUCUUUGAGUGAACCAUCUCAAUACUCCCUCACUCAGUUAUUUGUCGUCUUACUUCUCGUGCGUAAUAUUUCCGUUGAGGGAAAAACAAAUUAGAUACUCGACGAUGAAAUAAAAAGUACAUGAAUUCAGUGGUAUUGCUAUUCCGCAUAUAGCCAUUGAGCGAAUCAGCCGUUUACCAAGUCUUUCUUAAGAGUAGUUUAUUUUUUUUUUCAAAGAUUAUUUUAUGCAGUCGAAGAUGGACAUCUGUCCUCAUCAGAGUUAUUUGACAGUACUCAUUGCCUUGCAUAAUGUCACGCUACACUACGUUACAGGCUGCUGCUGAUGCCAAGUACUAUGGAAACAUUGAAGUCUACAAUAUGUUGAGAGCUAAAGGAGCCAAUGUUCCUGUAUUACUUUUUUCAUCUUUCUAAAUUAUAAACACGGUUACUCUAUCUUUAGUUAUUUGCAUAAUUUUCUAACCCAUUUUCACGUUCGCCUUCAGAAAUCAAAAAAGACUCCCAUGGCUGUUUCAAGUUCAAAAGAAAUUCCAGAAUAUGAACUCAAUCCAGGGGAGCUUCAGUUUCGCAGAGGUGAAGGGAUUGCAAAGGUAUGCCUUGCUGUACUGCAUUUGUGAUAUAAAGGAACUGAAAUUAGAAAUUUUACGCAACCUGCAUAAAAUGAAAUUUUCAUUUCAUCGCCAUCUCGGGCUCGGUACCCCCACCAACCUGCGAUCCAGAAAAAAAAUGAACGUAUUUUUGUCCAGGGCUGCCCUUUCCUCUUAUGAUUUUCGUUGAAAGAAAAUGACGCAAGUUUUUCUUUCCCUUUUUUCGUGGAUAGUUGACUCAUGGUAAAUUAAAAUAACUUUAUAAUGAGGUCAAUGUAGGAAAUUUAAAGCCAAAGUCUAAUACGUAGAACAAGGGACAGUCGACUGUUUUUCUCAAGUCUCCUCCAUGUAAUAUAUCAACUAGUGUGUUUACUGAAGCCUCAUGAUUCGUAUUUAAAUGAAAACUUUUAGGUUGAAUGAUAUUUCUGCAGAAUGCUUUUCUUUAAAUAAUGGCGGUUGGAUUAUUAUUUCCGUGGUUCCUUAGAAACAAUAUUUCUUGCAUCUGAGGAGCAAUUUCUUUAUUGCACAGGGUACCUACCAAGUGGCCAAAUGGAAUGGGACAAAAGUUGCUGUGAAGAUACUUGACAAGGAAAGCUACUCUGACUUGGAAAACAUGUAUAAUGCUAAACUUAUAGUUUACCAUGUGUCUUCCCUUCCUUGAUGUACAGUCUCUUGUAUACAGUGUCGCUCAUGUACAAUGGCAGACCCGCAUUACUAAUUCAAAUGGUAUACUCUGUCGAUCAUGUAGAAUGGCAGACGCACAAAUUCAAAUGGCAUAUGAUGCAAAGCAUGAGAAUUAUGUUAGUCACUUAAUGAAUGCAUAGGUCUGUACCAGUUUUGCUCUUUUUUCGACAGAAAUGCCUUCAAGCACGAGUUGACACUGUUGGAAAAGGUUCGCCAUCCUAAUGUAAUCCAGUUUGUCGGAGCUGUUACUCAAAAUAUACCAAUGAUGAUCGUCUCUGAGUAUCACCCGAGAGUAAGUUUUUACUGCGCAGAACAAUAUGGAUUCCACUUGGAUUAAUUUCUUUUUAUUCAAUUUUAUUGUCUACGAAUUCAAAGUUACUAAAAGGAUAUUGAGUGCUUUUUUUUUCAUUUUUCCUAUUUAUGUUCAUAAACAGUUGAAACUGUUUACAAGGCUUAUGUUGACCAUAAAUACUAUCAGGGUGAUCUUCAUAGCUACCUUCAGAAGAAAGGACGUCUGCAGGCCCACAAAGUACUUAGAUUUGCCCUUGAUAUUGCGAGGUACUGUCUAUUUCACUGAGUAGUUGAUCGAAGGUUACAUACCGUGGAUAUUACAUUCUCAUGUGGAAUGAACUCUCAAGUAACCUUCUACUAGUCAAUAGAUGGCAAUUUUUAAUUAUAACCCUCAAGAUGAAAAAAUCCGGCCAGAAAAAUGCAUACAAAUAAAUGAUAUGAUGUCUUCAGAUCAAGAUUUUUUUCUCUUAAGUUUUUUUAAUUUUACCUAAAAUUUUCACGUACUGUCGAAGAUUUUGUCCACUCUUCCCCUCCUCCACUGACCAGGGAAAUCAUGCGUCAAAUAUCAUCAUUUAGUUUACAUUUCCUUCGGGGUCAAUUGCUCGUGUUCAGACUCUUUUGUCUACUGAGUACCAUCUACCCUGUUCUUUGUGUCAGGGGAAUGAACUAUCUUCACGAAUGCAAGCCAGAUCCAAUCAUCCACUGCGAUCUAAAGCCAAAGUAAGAUCACCAAAUGCAGUCUUCUAACCUAGAUGAGCAAACACGUGCAGAUCCGCUUUCCUUUCCUCGCAUUGGCAUGCGCUGCUCUUUACUAUUCUAAGUUUUGGUAAGGUGCCAGAAAUAUUUUUCUGGAUAGCGGAGGCCAACUGAAGGUGGCAGGCUUCGGUCUGAUCCAGAUGAUGACAGUAGCUCCUGAUAAAGCCAAACUCGUGCAUCCAGAAGCCCAAAUCGACGGCUCAAGUACGUGAUUUUCUGACAAUUUUCGUGCCGUCGCCUUCUCCGCAAGAUCUUCCGUUUCCCCGGAUGCCCCUGUGCUCUUUUCUAUUGCUUUCUCCCCUGUGAUCUUCCCUUCUCUCGUGGUUAGGUCCCUACGUGGCUCCGGAGGUCUUCGAGGUCGAGGUCUUUGACAGAAGCGUCGACGCCUUCUCCUUCGGUUUCAUCCUCCAUGAGGUUCGUCAAUAUCAACACAUAUACUAUUUAUUAGUUGGUCCGAUCUCUAGCAACGAGGUUUUUUUUAUUUUUUAUUUUUUAUUUUACGAAGCUAAUUCGUCAGGUGCUCUGCUCUUCCAGAUGAUCGAAGGAGCGCCAGCUUUUCACCCGAAGAGCCCGGAAGACGCCUCAAAGAUGAUUCGUUCGGACGGAUUGCGACCGUCUUUCAAGCCCAAAUCGAAGAGUUGCCCUCCGGACCUGAAAGAGUGAGAUCCCUUCCCUCGCAGAAAAAGCUAAAUUUUUUCACCGCUGACUCAUGGUGUCAACGGCUUUUGACCCACAAGAGAGAGAGAGAGAGAGAGAGAGAGAGAGUCGGUGACUAUAUGACUACUGGAUAAAGUCAAAGUCAAAUUUUGUUGUCUUUACACAGAUUGAUCGAAGAGUGCUGGGAUCCCCAACCUCUGAUGAGACCGACUUUCUCGGAGAUAAUCACCCGCCUGGAUAAGGUCCACGCAGCCUGUACCAAGCAAGGACGUUGGAAAGAUAACUUCAAGUUGCCAUGGUACCCUCUCUCUCUCUCUCUGUCUACCGGGUACAUGCACGUACACUGUUAUCUACCGUACCACCAAACGUAUCGAAAUGUUUUGCAGGAAAUAA
Messenger RNA from Spirodela intermedia, 3978 nucleotides. NCBI's taxonomy places the organism in Eukaryota, Viridiplantae, Streptophyta, Magnoliopsida, Alismatales, Araceae. The record is from the annotation of a GenBank genome assembly.